Botrytis porri is the source of this 1620-nucleotide messenger RNA. RefSeq lists its product as uncharacterized. Lineage: Eukaryota; Fungi; Ascomycota; Leotiomycetes; Helotiales; Sclerotiniaceae. The transcript has 3 exons. The record is from RefSeq and is a predicted model, not a curated record. Bases 1 to 1620 code for a protein of 539 amino acids.
AUGACUUCCGACAGGGAUUUAAGAAGAGACCAUGAGAGAGAUAGAGACAAACUUUUUGAGCUCAAUAGACAAAACGAAAGGAUUGAACUAAUCCAACUCGAGAACUUUUAUCGCAUGAAGAGUAGUGCCGUAAAGAUUCACGAUGAUAAGUAUGGUAGCAAGGAAAAAUGGAGCAGCAUGAUCAUCAAGGCCUCACAGAACAGUACUCUCUUAGCGCCGUCUGAAUUUACAUUCCAGGAUAAACACGGUAAAAGACGUACAGUUAAGAUUGGCCCAAAAACAAGCGCACAUGAUGUGAAGAGGGCUAUUGAUCUGUAUGAUGCGGCAAAAUACGAAGGGCAGAAGAAGAGAGAAAUGGCUGAUUGGGAGCGGAGUAAAGAGGAGUUUGGCUGCCGGUUGCGUGAAAUUUUGAGGGAAAAGAAUCGCAUUCUAGGCUUCAGUCCGAGGGAUGAAUCCUUUGACGCAUGCUUGAACGAUUUGGGCUAUAGUGCCCACACAGCCCCAGCGCAUGUUACCUACCAUACCUCAUUUCGCCAGCCGACGCCGGAUUUGGAGCUCGAGAGGGAAAAUUCUCGACUAUCAGAUCAACUUCGUGCUGCACAGAAACAGCUCGCAGAAGCUAGGGAAGAAUACAGAACUCUCGAAUAUGGAAAUUACAGACUCAUCCAAGAAAAUUCAGAGGUUUCUGCAUCUUUGGAUUCAACACAGAAACUUCUAGAGCAGAUUGCAGACAAUAGAGACGAGCAUGUCAAGACAAACAGAAAAUAUGCUGAAGAAAAUAGAAAUUUGGAAUCUGAACUGGAGUCAGCACAGGCACAAUUGCAAGCACAAACACGAGCUCAGACACAACCACAGCCACAGUCACGAUCGUGGUGGCCAACAUCACGCAAAGUUACCUUCGAUGAUACCAGCGACCAGUUGCGGGAGGAAGUAAAAAACUUGUCUAGGUCCUUGGAGAAUAUGAAGAUUAGUAGGGAGCCGCAUAACAUUCUCCGAGAUGUCGGAGUCGAAACUCGCCUCGAAUUCUUACAAAUUUCUAAGGCGCAUGAAUAUCCUGUCAUACGCCAUCAUACUCAUCAUAGAAUUGUUUCUAGCAUUUCGACUCCAGAAAACAAUAUGGAUCUCGGUGCUAAGAGCACGAGUAUUGAUGGAAGUAAUCUAUACGGAGGCAACAUUCGAGCAGAUGCGGCUCUUCUCAGCAUCAACUCAAACCAUCGAGUCAAGUUCAAACAAACGUUCAAGGGCAUCUACGGAGUUGCAUUUAGCGAGGUUACGAAGAGAUGUUCUGACAAAUACGCUCCACAGUGCAAGAUUACUGAGAUGGCCAACUUGAGAGGAACAAUGGCACACCUAGGAUGUUUUACGAGACAUACACCCGAUCAGAAAGCCGACGAUAGAUUCUUGGCUUUGUCGGUAUACUGUGAAGGGGAGUACGAAGAUAUAGAUCGAAGAUCAAUAACGGCUCUCCAAGCAGCGAAGACAUUCAGUGGCGAUCCUAGAGUUAUCGAAGCUUGUAACAAGAUGCGUGGAAUCUGUGACUCCCUUGUCGAAAGAACCAAGAGCGGUGGCCAUCUUUCGAAUUUAUUUACAGGUGGCGGUGUUGGUGGCAGAUAUAUUUGA